Molecule: messenger RNA, 1793 nt
Organism: Protopterus annectens (West African lungfish)
Lineage: Eukaryota; Metazoa; Chordata; Ceratodontiformes; Protopteridae
Exons: 6
Coding region: 871-1653 (260 amino acids)
Source: RefSeq, a predicted model, not a curated record
AAAAAAGGAUGCAGAGUGCUGUGGAAAUGGUGUAAAGACAUCAGGAAUCAUUUCUGGUAUUGCUGCCAGCAUACUGCCACAGUGGAAGAGUUUAUGGUAAAUCCAUGUUAUUAACAACCUUAUAUGUUAUUGGUAUUGAUAUUCUCUCAUGCCACAUAAUGAGGCAUUUAUUUGUCUAUAUUUACAGAUGCAGUGGGGCGGUGUCUUGCACCACGUCAUUAACGAACAUGAGUGGCAGAUUCGUGGUGCUGACGGGGACUGUGUAGUUCAUUGCAAUCAUGAGACACUAGGGAAAGAUCGGACAACUCCAUGGAUAGAGCCGGGCAGCAAAGCGUAUGAGGCAUUGGAGAAAGUAAUUACAGACCCUAAAUUCCUUCUAAAUAUUCGUCACUUCCUGCGUUACAGGACCACAGCAGACCUGGAACAAUUCCAUCAGCACAUUUUAAUGUAUUCUUCCAAACGAUACUCAUACUCAUAUCCCGUCUAUUGCGCACGUAAUUAUCUAGCAGCAAUAGACCAUAACAUCCAUCUUAAUCGGAACUACCUCAAGACCAAGCAAGGGAAACAAGUGUACCAUCGUAAGUUCAACCGAAACACCUGCCGUUGGACAAUUGUACGGAGGAAAGUUAGAAAAGAAUAUGGUUACUUUGACAUCUUCAAGAAAAAUAUUAUUCUUAAACGACUACAAUCAACAAGCACUGUUAACACACCAGUUGUACUAGCUGCAGGUGAUCCUCGUUGUAUUCAAUCGACAAUUGCACCAGUACCUCCCCCAUCAACCAGCCUUCUAGUCAUGAACCAUGCCUCGCGUUUUCCCGGUGGAACACAGGGUUUCCAAGGCCCUAAAUCAGAUGUGUAGAUUCAGUGUAUAUGGCAUGCAAAGCCUACAGUUGCUCCCAACCAUGCACUUACUUUAUCAUGAAAAAUAACAACAGCAUUGCCCUUACAAGUCAAACUGAUAUUGCUAGUGGAUCAAACCGGGAAAAUCCAAGAUUUCCGUCUACUGCCAGUGCCUCAGCAGCUACUCCAAACAACUCACAACUGGUGCAACCAAGAUCAAGUUCAACAAGAGUGUGUGGCAACGUAAGCACCAGAAGAAGAAGAAGAAGAAUAACAGCGAACAGUAUUGGACACAUAAAGGAUCAAAUUCAAGCACUUACAAGAGAGGAACUUCAAGAUUUAUGUGUAACUAUAGCGGAAAUGAAGCCAACACUUAUCAGUGAUCUUCUGCGGGCCACUUCCAAUGCCAUCCGCCAACCCUCUACAACACAGUCACGGCACAAUGUUCCCGAAUGGUGUGUUUGCACCAACUGUAGAGUAAUGCCUACAGAAGUGGAGAGUGUUUGCUGCGGUUAUGAUCCACAAGACUGCAUAUCAGUUCUGCAGGAAAUGCAGGAAUGUGUUCUGCCCAGAAGUGUUCUUCAGAUUGCACAUGCUUAUCGAACUUCUGUAUUUGGUCUGCCACAGGAAGCAGAUGAAAAUAAGCGAAACCGUCACACCGCAUACCGGCAGUUCACAUUGUGGAGGUAUGGCAGGCUUGGAAGUAGAGUAAGAAGACCCAUCCCGAGCUGCUGUAUAUGGCGUAUCAGGGAUAAAUAUCCCGAUCCUCAGGGGUCCUAUACCGGAUUCCGGCCAUCAACAUUUGAUGAUUGAUGACAUUUCAUGUUUGUGUUUACUUUAUUGUUUUCUCUGUAUAUAUUUGUAUUUUAGCCCCGUGUUAUUCAUGUCAGUUAUUCAGUCAUCAUCCGUGUACAACCUUGAUUUACUCACCAUAAUAAAAGUACUAAACAAAA